AUGAAACAAGAAGAUCCUUUUGUAUUCUGGAUAUGGGAUUCUGGAUAUGGUUUGAGACCGUGGUUAUUGACACCAAUCAACGACCAUCUACCGAAUAGCCCAGAAGCUAGGUAUAAUAAUUGGUUAUAUAAAACCAGGUCAAUUAUAGAACGGUGUAAUGGUGUACUUAAGAUGAGAUUUAGAUGUUUACUUAAACAUAGAGUUUUACACUACACACCGGAAAAAGCGGCUAGUAUAAUAAAUGCCUGUGCUAUAUUGAAUAAUAUUUGUAUAAUCAAUAAUCUACCUCUUAUAAAUAAUAAUGAUAUCGAUGAAAAUGAUUUGGGCCUUUUAAAUUAUACUGCUCCGAAUGAAACAAACAUAAUUAAUAAUUAUAUUGUAGCAGGAAGACGUAUGCAACAAUUAAUGAUAGAUUCAUAUUUUCAGUAAUAAAAUUAAAUAAAU
Messenger RNA from Sipha flava (yellow sugarcane aphid), 444 nucleotides. Its product is annotated as putative nuclease HARBI1. The record is from RefSeq and is a predicted model, not a curated record. NCBI's taxonomy places the organism in Eukaryota, Metazoa, Arthropoda, Insecta, Hemiptera, Aphididae. Bases 1 to 429 code for a protein of 142 amino acids. The transcript is spliced from 3 exons.